GCACCCGCGCACUGGCGCACCGCACCGCACCGCACCGCACCGCGUCGCGCCUCUCCCUGCCGGAGCGCUCCGCCCCGCACCCCCUCCGCACCUCGCCGUGCCCCGCCCCGCCGUACAAAAGCACCGGCGGCGCCGCUGGUCCCGCUCCGCCGCCAUGAGCUACAGCGCGGAGCCGGCGGCUCUGGCCGCCUCCUACCGCCACCUCUUCGCGGAGGCCCCGCGGCGCCCCGAGGUGCCGCCGGCCCGGCGGGCGCGCCCGGGCGCGGAGCCGGGGGCGGUGCGGGAGCGCGGCGCGGAGCCGCGACGGCCGCGGGGCAGCGAGAAGGAGCAGCUGCAGGGCCUCAACGAGCGCUUCGCCGGCUACAUCGAGAGGGUGCGGGCGCUGGAGGAGCGGAACCGGGCGCUGGCGGCGGAGCUGGCGGCGCUGCGGCAGCGCUCGGACGAGCCGCGCCGGCUGGGGCAGCUGCUGGGCGGGGAGCUGCGCGCCCUGCGCGCCCGGCUGGAGGAGGCGCACGGGGAGCGGGCGCAGGCGAUGCUGGAGCGGGCGCGCCUGGCCGAGGAGACGCAGCGGCUGCGGGCGCGCUGCGAGGAGGAGGCGCGGAGCCGCGCCGAGGCGGAGCGGGCGCUGCGCUCCCGGCAGCAGGCGGCCGAGGCGGCCUCCCGCGCCCGCAUCGACCUGGAGCGGCGGGCGGCGGCGCUGCGGGAGGAGCUGGCGGAGCUGCGCAGCGCCCACGCCGAGCAGCUCGCCGAGCUGGGCGCCGCUCUCCCGGCCCCGGCCCCCGCCCCGGCCCCGCGGCCCGACCUGGCCGCGGCGCUGCGGGAGCUGCGCGCACAGUACGAGGCGCUGGCGGCCCGCAACCUGCAGGCUGCCGAGGACUGGUACCGCGCCCGCUGCGCCCGCCUGCACGAGCGGGCGGCCCGCAGCCAGGAGGCCGUGCAAGCCAGCCGCAGGGAGGCCGGCGAGUGCCGCCGCCAGCUCCAGGCGCGCCUGGUGGAGAUGGAGAGCCUGCGCGGCGCCCACCAGUCCCUGGAGAGGCAGCUGCAGGAGCUGGAGGAGCGGCACAACGCCGAGGCCGCCGGUCUGCAGGACACCAUCGGGCAGCUGGAGGAUGACCUGCGAAACACCAAAAAUGAGAUGGCUCGGCACCUGAGGGAGUACCAAGACCUGCUUAACGUCAAGAUGGCCCUUGAUAUUGAGAUAGCUGCCUACAGGAAGCUGCUGGAGGGAGAGGAGACCCUCUUCAACAUGGGAAGCGUUGGCCUUCCAGCACUCAAUUCCCUCCCCAACCCUACUUAUUCCUUUGAGCCAAGAAGCUUUAGUUCCUCUACUCUGUCCUUCAAGGAGGAGGAGCAAGGAGAGGUUAUUAAAGUGACCUCUAAAAUAUCAUCCAGCAGGGCUGAGGUGAUUGAGGGGACCAUAACCUCUGUCAAGAAAAGAGGGAGGCUAAACCUGCAUGGAGGAAUCAUUGCAAAUGCAAAAAUGUAACCACUGGGACCCUGUUCAUAUGCAUUUGAGGGGGAACAGUCUCCACUCGGCCUUUAAAUUGCUUCUCUGGGCAUGAAGCCACACUGAACUCGUGGGAAGCCCCCCUUAGAAACACAUAACUCCCCAGAGACACUUACCCAGGGAUGGCUUCCCUGCGGGUCCCGCCACGCAGAGGCCGAGCUUGGCACAUUGCUCCCUUUUAAAUGGGGUGGAGGCACAGCAGAACAGGUAAAUAGAUGCAUGUUGGUUGUUGUUGUGGUAGCACAUGGAUUCAUAGCACCCUCCCUCCCUCCUCCUGUGGCAGGCAAGGGGGAGCUGGCUGGGCCUGCUGCUGAGCCAGCUCUCUGGGGGAAGGAAACAACUCAACAUGUUUACUAUCACUAGUUUCAAGGCGACAGACCUUCAUCAACUACACAAAUCCAUGUACAGAUAAACUCUUCCCCACUCCUCAAGUCGUAGCCGUCCACUUUUAAUCCUAGAAGCACAGAAAUAGCCAUACUGGACUGUAACCACACCUGAGGUCUGGUCUGAGCCACGUAUGUUUUGAACUGAGUGUUAAUUUUUUUUUGUCCUGACAACUCUUGUUUUCUGGCAGCUUUAGUCCAGCCAAGGCAUGUGGGGUUUCUAAGCAGCAGGCAGAGGGCAGGGAACUGGUACAUCAGAGGUGAAAGCACCACCGUGGCACAGGGUACAGCACCUCAUCUGGUAUCACUGGCUCCAAAAUGUCAGGGUCUGAAGGACCCUUGUUUGGCUGCACAGUCUUCACAGGGAAACCCAGUGCCCAGAUUAGCAUCAUGCCCCAGCCGGCACUGGGAAGCUGCAGGACUCCUGAACACCAGCCCACAAAGCAUCUUUGUCUCCGCUCUAACUGUUCCAAUGUGUGCCAAAUUUGAUAUAGGAUUUAACAACCAUAGGUUUCCUUCAAUGCCUUAAAUUGCCAGCGAUCGCUUUUGCAAGAGCCGGAGACUCCGCGUGUGCACGUGCUGCGUGUCAGUGCCCUGGCAAGGUUAUCAUCACGAGACCUCGCUGCCCUUGCGGCGGUGCCAGAGUAGUUCCUGGAACCAGCAAAUUGUUUGCUCGCACUCUUUUCUCUUCUAUUGUAAGGCACAAGUUAAUAAUUAAAAAAAAGAAAUAUCUGUGUGGAUCAAA
Messenger RNA from Pseudopipra pipra, 2635 nucleotides. It is a transcript of the gene INA, whose product is annotated as internexin neuronal intermediate filament protein alpha. The transcript has 3 exons. The record is from RefSeq and is a predicted model, not a curated record. Gene Ontology annotation, cellular component: intermediate filament; postsynaptic intermediate filament cytoskeleton; cytoplasm. NCBI's taxonomy places the organism in Eukaryota, Metazoa, Chordata, Aves, Passeriformes, Pipridae. Bases 155 to 1486 code for a protein of 443 amino acids. Gene Ontology annotation, molecular function: structural constituent of postsynaptic intermediate filament cytoskeleton. Gene Ontology annotation, biological process: intermediate filament organization.